Molecule: messenger RNA, 459 nt
Organism: Debaryomyces tyrocola
Lineage: Eukaryota; Fungi; Ascomycota; Pichiomycetes; Serinales; Debaryomycetaceae
Source: the annotation of a GenBank genome assembly
AUGUUGAAAAAUGACAGAUUGGCUACAUUACAGCCUACUUUGCAUCCUACAUCUGAGGAAUUAGCUAUUGGAUCAGUUAGAUUUACUACGUUCGACUUGGGUGGGCAUCAACAAGCCCGUCGUUUAUGGAAAGAUUACUUCCCAGAAGUGAACGGGAUUGUUUUCUUGGUCGAUGCUGCUGAUCCAGAAAGAUUUGCAGAAUCGAAGGCUGAAUUGGAAUCGUUAUUCAAGAUUGAGGAGUUGGCCAGCGUUCCAUUCUUGAUUUUAGGUAACAAGAUUGAUGCCUCUUCUGCUGUCGGUGAAAUGGAAUUGAAGUCUGCGUUAGGAUUAUAUAACACCACGGGUAAGGACACAGGUAAAUUACCUGAGGGUCAAAGACCUAUCGAAGUUUUCAUGGUUUCGGUCGUUAUGAGAAUGGGUUACGGAGAUGGUUUCAAAUGGUUAUCUCAAUACAUUUGA